CGUCGCCUCCGCACCCUUCCCCUCGCUUUCACCGGAAAUUAUAACAUCGCCGCAUUUCAAUUUUUUCGUCGCGGUUCUCCGGGCCCUCUUCUCCCGCCUCACCUUCUGCCAUGUGGCCUGGAUCUUGGCGUCCACGGUUCGCCUCAGCGAGUCCACCAAGUUGGGCCCCCAAUCCCCAGCAGUGUCGGGUUUCGCCGGUUCGGGAAGCUGAGCUGCGCGUACUCUCAUGGAGCUUGUACGUUGCCUGGUCGUAGGCAUACGCGGCGGUUUCCGGCGUGCCUAUUUUUGCACACUGAUGAGCCCAGCGGCUCGAGAACCGGGCCCGAUGGCAUACGGUUCGAUUCGUGGCAAUUGGAGAAAAUCGAGUCUAAGUUAUUUUGUGAGCGAUUAGAAGUGGAUAGGAGAGUGAUUACACAUUUUCGUAUGCGAUGCACAAUGUUCUUGACCCUUGUGCCGUACGAA
This is a messenger RNA of Striga asiatica, 462 nucleotides long. NCBI's taxonomy places the organism in Eukaryota, Viridiplantae, Streptophyta, Magnoliopsida, Lamiales, Orobanchaceae. The record is from the annotation of a GenBank genome assembly.